AUGACAUUUAUUUUCAGUGGCGUGGAGGCGGCGAAGCUUCAAGCACAGGGAUGGAUUUACGAUUCGUCGCAGUGGAAGGCGCACGCGCAGCGAAGCCAGUCGAGAGCGACCCUCAUGCACCUGAAAACUCCGAAGAAAUCCAAGAACAACGACCGCCACUCGUCGUGCACCGAAAGUUUGCGGAAGGUGGCUAACAUCGACCAGUCCAUGGUGCUGAACCAGCGAAGCCAAGUGACCGCUGACUACAUCAAUUUGUCCUCCUCCUCGCCAGCCCUGGACGCAUUCGCCUCAUCUCACUGUCCACAUGUCCUCUGCGAGCAGAUGAGCAAGUCAAUCGCCUACGAACACCUCUACUUUUGA
This is a messenger RNA of Soboliphyme baturini, 360 nucleotides long. The record is from the annotation of a GenBank genome assembly. Lineage: Eukaryota; Metazoa; Nematoda; Enoplea; Dioctophymatida; Soboliphymatidae.